This is a messenger RNA of Neogale vison (American mink), 1260 nucleotides long. RefSeq names its product protein NDRG2-like. NCBI's taxonomy places the organism in Eukaryota, Metazoa, Chordata, Mammalia, Carnivora, Mustelidae. The transcript is spliced from 6 exons. Gene Ontology annotation, cellular component: cytoplasm. The record is from RefSeq and is a predicted model, not a curated record. The coding region runs from base 92 to 436 and encodes 114 amino acids. Gene Ontology annotation, biological process: signal transduction.
CCUAAAAUUUCUGCUCUUCUUUGAACCCCUUUCUAGUCGCCGAGACCUGAACCUUGAGCGUGGAGGUGCUGUCACCUUCAAGUGUCCUGUGAUGCUGGUGGUAGGAGAUCAAGCACCCCAUGAAGAUGCAGUGGUGGAGUGUAACUCAAAGCUGGACCCCAUCCAGACCUCUUUUCUCAAGAUGGCCGACUCUGGAGGUCAGCCCCAGCUGACUCAGCCAGGCAAGCUGACCGAGGCCUUCAAGUACUUCCUGCAAGGCAUGGGCUACAUGGCAUCAUCCUGCAUGACUCGCCUGUCACGAUCACGCACAGCCUCCCUGACCAGUGCGGCGUCCAUUGAUGGCAACCGGUCCCGCUCUCGCACCCUCUCCCAGAGCAGCGAGUCUGGGACUCUCCCUUCAGGGCCCCCGGGGCAUACCAUGGAGGUCUCCUGUUGAAUGACCUUUGUUGCCCUGGUGUACGACCCAGCCCUCACCUCCCCCAGCACUAACCUGGGAGGUGCAUAGGGCACUGGGCCAGAGUAAGGAAAGAUGGGCAGAUCAUGUGGGGAGAUGAUCUUGAUCUUUGAUUGCUACCCUAACCUUGACCUCUAACCUGUGAUUCCCCUCAGAUCCUGGGAGAGAUGUCCUAAUAUCUCUUAGGGACCCAGACCCCGAAAUUAUCCCUCUCCCUCAUUUUCGUGUUAAGGUGGAGAGGACAUGUGUUCCCUCUCCCUAAUCUAGGUGUCCAUAGACAAGGGAUAAGAGGUGGUUGUAGUUGCCCCAUGGUGCCUCCAUCAGACUCUCCCUACUUAUCCCAUUGCAAGAGUAGGGGACUUGAGGCUGGGACUCCAUUCACCAAAGCUGAUACGGCUUUUCAUUAACACUUCAGAUCUCUGAAGAGUAUGGGCCUAAAUGAAUGUGUGUCAGAGGAGGCUUUCUGGUGGGUUAGUGGUCCUCAGGAUGAGAUAGAAACAUCUGGUAUGUGAAAUGGAAGUUGGAAUGGGAAGUGGUGGGCAAUGAACAAGUAUGAGGGAAGGGUUGGAGCUGGGGCAAUAGGAAGGGGCCUGGGGCCAUUGGCUGCACUAACUUUGGUAGUUGUCUAGACAGUGUGUGUCUAGAGUGGGAGGGGGAGGGAGCUAAGCUGGGGCAGGGCUGCUUGGGGCUUGGCAUAGGGGUGGGAAGGGCUAUCUUGGGGAUCGGCUCACACUGUGUUAUGUGUGGAAGGGUGCCCUCCUGUGUCCCACGACUUCUGCUGUAACAAUAAACUGUAGAGGAACUGA